Molecule: messenger RNA, 2788 nt
Organism: Setaria italica (foxtail millet)
Lineage: Eukaryota; Viridiplantae; Streptophyta; Magnoliopsida; Poales; Poaceae
Exons: 5
Coding region: 421-2109 (562 amino acids)
Molecular function (GO): zinc ion binding
Source: RefSeq, a predicted model, not a curated record
AGGGGGGCACAGUGGGUGGCGGCGGCGAUUUAUGAUUUUGGGGGCGAAUGCGGAGGAUGCUGUCGCCGUCGAUGGUGGCGCCGCCGGAGGGGGUGCUGGGGUCGCUGAACAACGACGGUUACUCCAAUGAGGACAUGACACAACACACCAUGAGGAUGGUGGAGAUAAGCGAAGUUCUGAAAACUCCUGGCGCAGAGAUAAAUUCCGAGAGGAGGUUCUUUUAUGCACAGAAGCUGCAGAAGAAGGCAUACCCACAGGAAGGAUGUGUUCAUGCUAUGGAGUGGCAGGGAGCAGGUAUCCAUGCAAAGAAUUUGCACACAAAGUUGCAUGCAGCAGCUACUAAUGUAAAGGAGCCACAUGCAGCAGCUAGCCGUAGUCCUAGUGUGCCACCUCAGGGAAAUUUGGAUUGUGCUUUGAUGGAUGGUGAGGAUAUUUUUGUGGACAAUGAGAUGGUCUGUGGAUAUUGAGCUUAGGGCUGAAGCUGACACAGAAGAAGCAGCCAGAAAAAAUCAAAGUGAGGGACUUCAGGUGGAGCCUAUCUUUUAUGCUGACACUGCUGCUGCACAAACUCCAGUUGAUGAUUGUGCAGAUGUUAAGCCCAACAUUGUGUAUGACAAGGAAAAUCCAAGAAUCAAGGUAAAUGAAUGUUUUCCUACGAUGGAGGACUUCAGGAUGGCACUGAGACAGCAUGGAAUAAACAAGGGGUUUCAGGUGCACAAAGUGAAGACUGAUAAGACUAGGUAUAGAGCUGAGUGCAAGGCAACAGGCUGUCCCUGGAGAAUUGUGGCUCGCAAAUUGCCGGGCCUACCAGCUGUUGUGAUUAGCAUGAUGCCUGAAGAGCAUAAUUGCGUGUCUACUAGUAACCUUGUUACCUCAAUGGCAUCUCAAAAAUGGGUUGCAGAGAGGGUUGUUGGUUGGUUGAGGGAGAAUCCAGAUCUUGGAGCAAAAGAGUUGCAAGAAAAACUUCAGGAGGUCUAUAGUGUAGAGAUUGGCUAUGCCACAGUAUGGGCUGGAAGGCAGAAAGCUUUGAACAAGCUUUUUCUGUCUUGGGAAGAGAGCUUUCAGAUACUGUACAAUUUCAGGGCUGCACUUCUUUCCAGGUCUCCAGGCUCAGUUGUGGAGAUUUCCACCAAGAUGUGUGGAGCUGAUGUGCACUUCGACAAGCUUUUCUUUGCUUUGCAGCCAUGCAUAGAUGGCUUCAAAAAUGGCUGUAGACCUGACAUUGCUCUUGAUUUCACGGACUUGGAUGGUAUGUACUCAGGGAAAUUGGCAUGUGCUUGUGCCCUUGAUGGUCACAAUUGGAUGUACCCUGUUGCAUGGGCCAUUUUCGACUCUGAUUCGAACGAUAACUGGACUUGGUUCACGGAACAGUUGAACAAGGCUAUAGGAAAUCUACCAGGAUUAGCAAUUUCCACAGAUGAACGCCCCUUUCGUGAAAACAUUCUAGCUGAAAGUUACUACGAAUGGACUACGAACAUAAAGGACAUGCCUGUGGUUGACAUUGUUGAUAGGUUGAGGCAGAUGACAAUGGAGGUGUGGUACAAUAGGAGGAAUAUUGGGAGCAAGCUCUCGGGCAAUAUUCUCCCUGCAGUUAUUCAACAACUUAAUGCAGAAGCAACAAGUUUGAGAAACAUCAAGGCCUUUAGAUGCGGGUUGCAGAUCGGUGAAGUUUCCGGCAACUCUCAGGACAUGAUGCUGUGGAGGCACGUGGUGGACUUGAACGAGCACACCUGCAGCUGCGGGGAGUGGCAACUAACCUGGAAGCCCUGCCUCCAUGCUCUGGCUUGGAUAACUACAGAGACAGAUGCUGACAUCGAAUCCUUUGUCCAUGAGUACUACUCUGUAGAGAGAUUCAGGGCCGCAUAUAGUGGUGUGGUUCCACCUAUGCCAGACAAGUCGCAGUGGCCUAAAGUGGACCCUGGUUUCAAGUUGCUGGCACCGCGGCCGAAACAAGGAGCUGGGAAGAGGAAGUACACGACCAAAGCAAGCCAGGAACCAGGUGCGAGUGAGCAGCUUCAGUGUGAGCAAUGUGGAGAAGUCGAACACCGUGAGAAGGGUUGCACACUGCAUUGCCCGAACAAGAGCGAUGCCAAGCUGAAGAAAGCAUGAAGGCUGAGGAUGGCGCUAGCUCGGAUGGUGAUAGCUGAAGCAAUACCUCCAAGAGCCAUGCAUCUCCAAGGGAUGGUAGAUCCACAGGGAAGUGAAGAUGCUCCGGUACCUCUGCUACCAGAGCGCCUAUUUUGUAGUGUUCCGGGAAUGAGGUUUUAGGAUUUAGUUGCCAACUUACCAUGUCAUCGUCGAGCUCAGUGACUGUUGGACUAACAUCAUCUAUAGCUGGCUGUGCAUGUGUUCAUGGCUGAACUGAGCCGGGACUCAUAGCCAGUGGCUUGGUUCAUCGUUCAUGGGAUGGAACCUGAACCUAGGUGAGCUAUCCAUGGCCAGGAUGAACCUUGGAUGAAACCAAGCAGAGGUCCGAACCGACUGAUGGUUAAGAAUCACUGAAUCAGUGGACGUGAAGGAGGUUUUAGGAUUUAGUUGCCAUGACAUCGUCGAGCUCAGUAACUGUCGAACUGAACUUCCUCUGUUUAGGUUGUACUAAAUGAUGCUAUAAUCCAGUAUGGUCGACGACUGAGAUAUGAGAACCGAUGCAUGGAUGUCUAAUGCUACGUGGUCAAUCCCUUCUGGUAUUGUUGAUUGCAUUGCAUCAACAAUUGCGCCUAGCAUGUAUCUGUCUAAAUGUCAUGGCAAAAUUUCACACAUUCUGAAUAAAUACAUGCAUUGUUGAGGA